CGGUUUCAAUGGCGUUUCGUGAUCGUGAGCAUGCCAUGUGCAGUUACUAUAUAUAUAUAUAUAGAUAGAUAGAUAUUUGCAAAAUCUAACCUAGAAGCAUAAAAGCAGUGUUUUUUACCACAACAGCAAAGGUGGAAUUAUGAUUUUUUAAUGUUCUCAAUAUUCUGGGAGCAUACAGAAAUCAUGUAAUCAGAUUUUCAACAUAAAGGAUUUUGUACUUUAAACAACAAUGAACCACGCAAAAUAUGCGCUACACACUUUGAAAAAUAAUAAUUGUCUGCACAAAAAUUUGACAUACAGCAAAUGCUGUAUGCACAGAAAGUCUUCCUAUCACAACAGAUUUCGUUAUUUUAAUGAGCUCUCUAAGAACAUUGACAAUGUCAAGAGAAUUCAAACAAUAUCCGAUGUUCCUUCAACACCGCUUAGUGCAUCAUACAGCAGUAGCUCGUUGGCAGAUCAAAAUGCUGAUGCUGGAAAUAAGGAAAAUGAUCUUGCAAGUGAUAUUUUAGACAAUAUGAAGACUACCCAAAUUCAACAAAAAAAUAUUAACAGCAUUUUUUAUAAAUCGCACAAAGAAGCACAACCAGGCAAAAGUUUACAAAAAAAGAACUUAACGAAUGGACCUGGUUUGGGUCAUUUUCUAUCAAAACCAUCACACAGGAGUGAAGUAGAAUCUGAAAAAAUUCCUUAUUUAAGUCCACUUGAUGGAGAUCUGCAAAAAGUUUAUUUGGAAGUAUAUGGAUGCCAAAUGAAUGUAAAUGAUACAGAAGUCGUUUCUGCAAUUUUAAAAAAACAUAAUUACAAAAUAACAAAAGACAUAAUGGAUGCAAAUGUGAUCUUGCUUGUAACCUGUGCUAUAAGAGAAAAUGCAGAGAACAAAGUGUGGAAUAAGUUAAAACAGUUUCGAAUAUUAAAAGAAAGAAAAGUUGUUUCAAAGAUUGGAUUACUAGGUUGCAUGGCGGAACGUUUGAAACAUAAAAUAAUUGAAAAAGAAAAAAUCGUAGACAUUAUAGCAGGACCAGAUAGUUACAAGGAUUUACCAAGACUUUUGGCUAUAAGUAAUGAACAUGAAACUGCUAUCAAUGUUGCACUUUCUCUAGAUGAAACGUAUGCAGAUGUAACACCUGUCAGAUUGAAUCCUGAUUCAAAAGCAGCUUAUGUCUCAAUCAUGAGAGGUUGUGACAAUAUGUGCACAUAUUGUAUAGUUCCCUUUACCAGGGGUCGAGAAAGAUCGCGACCAAUAUCUAGUAUUUUAGAUGAAGUUCAGCAGUUGUCAGAUCAAGGCAUUAAAGAAGUAACUCUUCUUGGACAAAAUGUCAAUAGUUAUAGAGAUAUUUCCGAAUCUAAGUAUUACACGAGUGCUGAUACACCCCAGAAAACAAAUCUUGUGAAAGGUUUUAAUACUGUUUACAAAACCAAACUGGGAGGAUUGAGGUUUAGUCACUUGCUGGAUAAAGUUUCUUUGAUUAAUCCCGAAAUGAGGAUAAGGUUUACUUCUCCACAUCCAAAGGAUUUUCCUGAUGAAGUUAUACAUUUGAUUGCUGAGCGACCAAAUAUAUGUAAACAGAUCCAUUUACCUGCACAAAGUGGAAGUACUGAUGUUUUAACAAGAAUGAGAAGAGGCUACAGUAGAGAAGCUUAUCUAGAUUUGGUAUAUCACAUUCGAAAUAUCAUUCCAGAUAUAGCAAUUUCGAGUGAUUUCAUUGCUGGAUUCUGUAAUGAAACUGAAAAGGAAUUUGAAGAAACUUUGACACUGAUUGAAGAAGUUAAAUACACUACUGCCUUCUUAUUUGCAUAUAGCAUGCGUGAGAAAACGACUGCGUAUAGACGCUAUUCGGACAAUGUGGAUAAGAAAAUUAAAAUACAAAGAUUGCAAAAAAUGAUAAAACUGUACAGAACAGAAGUGGAAAGAUUGUAUAAAAAUUCGAUUGGAAAGCAACAACUAGUUUUAGUUGAAGGGGAAAGCAAGCGUUCUGUGAAAGAUUUACAAGGACGAAAUGACGGAAACGUCAAAGUAAUAUUUCCCAAUGAACCUAUACCUUCAAGCAAUACCUCAACAUCCUACAAACCAAUUCAAAAUGGAGAUUAUAUCGUUGUACAUAUUUGUAAUGCAAAUUCACAAAUUUUAAGGGGGAUACCACUGUAUCAUUCUUCUAUUCGUGAAUUUAAUUCUCAGGAUGAACGAUUGCAAAAUUUUAGUAAAAUAGUGUAAUAUAAGUCAAUAAAAAUGUAACUUUAUUUGUAUUUUAAAGAGAAAAUUAUUUGUUACACUAGCACUUUUGUAUACAAAUUAUAUCUGAAACGGAAAUGACGCCAAUAUUUUGUAUUCUUUAUUGUAAAAAUGCUAUAGAUAAAUUCUAUUAUACAUAUAUUA
Nasonia vitripennis (jewel wasp) is the source of this 2374-nucleotide messenger RNA. Its product is annotated as CDK5 regulatory subunit-associated protein 1. The record is from RefSeq and is a predicted model, not a curated record. Gene Ontology annotation, biological process: negative regulation of cyclin-dependent protein serine/threonine kinase activity; tRNA modification. Gene Ontology annotation, molecular function: 4 iron, 4 sulfur cluster binding; tRNA-2-methylthio-N(6)-dimethylallyladenosine(37) synthase activity. The transcript has 9 exons. Gene Ontology annotation, cellular component: cytosol; mitochondrion. Lineage: Eukaryota; Metazoa; Arthropoda; Insecta; Hymenoptera; Pteromalidae. The coding region runs from base 230 to 2212 and encodes 660 amino acids.